UGCGAUUUAUGCGUUCCUUCUUAUUACAAUUUUGGACCAGAAGGAUGUCAAUUUUGUCAUUGUAAUGAAUUAGGGGCUGUUGCAGGCAAAGAAUGCCAUAAUAUAACGGGUGAAUGUCAAUGUCUUCCAAAUGUUGUUGGGUCUAAAUGUGAAAGUUGUGCUCCCGGCUUUUUUAAUAUGACUGCUGGAAUUGGCUGUCAGCCUUGUAAUUGUGCUCAAAUGAGUUCUGAGGGAACCAUAUGUGAUGAAAGAACGGGACAGUGUCGUUGUAAAGCGGGUGUUACUGGUCUCAAAUGUGACAAAUGCGAACCUAAUUAUUAUGGAAUUGGCCUAGAUGGCUGCAAACGUUGCCGAGUAUGCCCAAGUGUAGGGCAAGUAUGUGAUUCUGUAACAGGUGACUGUGUUUGUCCACCAAACACUCUUGGAGAAAUGUGUGAACGUUGUACAAGUAAUGCUUGGAAUUAUCAUCAAUAUCGUGGUUGUCAGCUUUGUGAGUGUGAUGGAAUUGGUGCUGAUUCACAAAUAUGUGAUCAACGAACUGGUCAAUGUAAAUGUAAACCAGGUUAUGUUGGCCACCGCUGUGAUUUGUGCGAACCUGGAUAUCAUUCUUUCCCCGAAUGUAAAUCAUGUCAAUGCUCCUUGGCUGGAACAGAACCUUCUGAAUGUCGAGGAAGUACUUGUCUAUGUUCUUCUAAAGAAGGUCAAUGUAAAUGCAAAAAACACGUUUCUGGCUUAAAAUGUGAUAAAUGUGUUGAGGGAGCUUUUAGCCUAGAAACUUGGCAUCCUUUGGGAUGUACAAAGUGUUUUUGUUUUGAACGAUCGACAGAAUGUCAGCAAUCAGAAAGACUUUAUUGGAGACAACAAUAUGCUUCGGACAGAAAAGUUGUGUUUGAAUCGCCGUUUGAAAUGUUUGAGAGAAAACACAAUUUGCAUGUUUUAAAAGAAUGGCCAAACGACUAUAAUUCCUACCCAACCAACCACACUCCACUGUAUUGGCCAAUGCCUGAAAGUUUCAAAAAUGAUCGAACUGGUUCUUAUAAUGGAUUUUUACGUUUUCGGAUUCGAAAUGAAGACCACAACUAUAAAGGAUCUUUUCUUCAACCAAAUGUCCAUGUAUUUCGUCUUUUCCCUCAAGUCGUUUUGAUUGGAAGUACUCGUAUUGAAUUGGAACAUGUACCUUCACAUUCGAAUAAUAUAAUAGAUGAUGGAAUUUAUAAAGUUCGCCUUCACGAGAGCCAAUGGCGUAACAGAAUAAGCCCUCAAGUUCCUGUGACACGCAAAGAAAUGAUGAUUGCUCUCUUGGAUGUUCAACAUAUUUUUAUUCGUGCAACUUACAACGAUAUGUAUCGGGGUGAUAGUAUUUCGAUAUCAGAAAUUUCAUUGGAUGUGGCUACUGAAGAAAUGGAGGGGGAACCAGCUAUGGGCGUCGAGCAAUGCUUUAAUUGUGCUAAAGGUUAUACUGGCCGUUCUUGUCAACAAGCUGCACCUGGAUUCUUUAUUGCAUACAUUACUGAUUAUUUAAAUCAACCAAAUCCAAUUGUUCUUUCCGGAAUGGCUAUGCCGUGUGAUUGUCACAGCCAUUCCCAACUUUGUGAUCCCAAAACUGGAGAAUGCAUUGAAUGCCUUCACAACACUAUAGGCACACGUUGUGAACGUUGCAAAGAUGGUUAUUAUGGGAAUGCAUUAAGUGGACUUCCAGAUGCUUGUCAUCGUUGUUUAUGUCCGUUGGAGGAUAAUUCAUCAAGUUCUAAAUGUGUAGCAAGUGAAUCUAGUGGUAGAGGAUAUUAUUGUACUGAAUGUAAUCCUGGACAUGUUGGAAUGUAUUGUGAAAGCUGUGAAGCAGGCUAUUAUGGCAAUCCAUUACAACCAGGCGGUCGUUGCAUUCCUUGUGCUUGUCAUCCACAUGGAAGUCUGAGUACUGUUUGUCACAAUAUAACAGGCCAGUGCCAAUGUAGAGAAGGCGUUGAAGGACGUGCUUGCUCUAUUUGUAGUCCUAGACAUGCUUUUCUUAAUGGAGUUUGUACUUCUUGCGAUCAAGGAUGCUAUCGUGAAUUGAUGCUUAUAGAAGAUGAUAUGGAAAAACAGUUACUUCCUCUACAUGGAUUACUGUCCAAAUCUAGACCAAUUCCACACAAACGACUAGCUAGAAUUCGAACCUCAGUUACUACAUAUUCUUCUUUAUUGGAUAGUAUUGGUGGAGAAGAAUUUAAUUCUUUGAAGUCUGAGCCUGAAUUAUCUUGGGCCAUCUCAUUAACUGAAGGAAAAGGAUUUGAAGAAAGUGAUGAUCCUACUAGCCGUUCUUUCCGUCAUGCUCACAUUCUUGCAGAAGAAUUUCGAUUGCUACAAGAGAGAAAUAAUGAAUCUUUAAUUAAACUUAACAAUUUAGAAAAUAAUUUGAAUAAAAUACGUGCAAAAGUAAAGGAAGAGAAUAAACGUGUUAUUGAUAUUGUAAACCAAUUAUCUCAAUUUGUUCAUCGUUCUGGCCAGUCAACAUCCUCUAGCCAAUUACAAUAUUGGUUAGAUCAAGCAGAAUCUUUGUUAAAUACUUCAAGGGAAAGAAUGGCAAUAAUUGAAAAGAAAUAUAAUUAUGCAAAGAAAAAUGCUGAAGAAGCUGAACGUCUUUUAAAUGAAAUAACAGCCCGAAAAUUAAAUACAACAUCCUACGAACAUUUAGCAGAAAAAUAUCAUGAAUAUCAAUUAUUAAUUAAAGAAUUUCGAAAUAUUUUAUGGGACGAGGCUAGAACGGGGAGUUUAGCAGCCAAAAAUACAAGUCUUGUAGCUGAGGGGGAAUUGGAAAAUUUACAAAAAAUAAUAGAGGAAAUAGAAAAAUAUAUAAAAUUGGUCGAAGAAGAAAUAAAUAAUGGAAAUUUAAAUAUUUUAAAAAUUGAAGAAAAGAUAAAGGAAAAUGAAGAGAUUGGAAAAGAAAUUAAAAAUAAAUUAAUUUUAAAAAUUAAAAAUUUGAGAGAAGAAGAAUUACAAAAUUUGGAGGGGGAUUUUGUUAUAUUCUCAAUGGAUGCUUUAGCAGCUUCCAACGUUUACGAAUUAAUUAUUAAUUUAUUACAAAAUGCCACAAUGUCCACAGCUUCUGCCAGAUAUACAACAGAUACAGCAAUAAAUUUAAUUGACCCUAAAGAAGAUAAUUCUUUAUUUUUAUUAUCAAAUAUAUCAGCAACUAAAUCCUUAGAAUUAAAUAAUAAAGUAGAUUUGCUUUUACAAGAUUUGGGUGUUAAAGAACAAAGUAAUAGACUUUGGAAUAAUUUGGAUAAUUUGGGAAGUGUUGUUUUGGCUGCGCAGAAAAAUAUUAGUUUAAUGAGGGAUGUUCAACAAUUAUUGGAGGACCACCAUGACCGUAUCAGCACAGUCUUUACAGCAGUAGAUGAUGCACGUGAAGGCUUGGAUUUAAUAGAAGAAACUAUAAUAGAAUUUAAUGAAGACGUUGAAGGAAUUAAACAACGUGUAAAUUCAAUACAACAUUUUACUUCUUCGAGUAUUAAAGAAAGUAUUAGAAAUUUGACUGAAAAUGCAAAAGAAGUUGAUUUAUUGGAUAAAGAUUUUAGUCAAUUGGAAGAAAAAACAGAAGAACAUUCAAAACAAAUUAAAUUAUUAAGAAAAGAUUUGGGUGUUUUAAAAGAGAAGAUUGAUGAAGCAAGAGAAAAAGCAGCAAAAAUAAGGAUUGGAGUUCGUUCUGAUGUUGGGAGUGGAUGCAUUAGGGAAUUCCUCUCUCCAAUGCGCCCAACAACUUCCAACACAAUUUCUCUCAAAUAUCGUCCUGUAAUGGAUUCUCCCGAUUCUUUAUUAUUAUUUACACAAGUACCAGCUACUAGAACACAAAGUCGAGAAUAUUUAGCAAUUGAAUUGAAACAAAAGAAAAUUCAUGUAAAAUGGGACAUUGGAGAUGGCCGUAGAGAGGCUAGUCUAUUUAUUUUUAUCAUAAAAAGAAGAAAUGAGGGAAACAAAGCGUUUGUUUGUGGUGUAGCAGCAAUAAUUAAACGUAAUAUUGUCUAUAUACCAGCAUCUUCUCGUUAUACGUGGUACCAUAUUGAAGUGAAAAGAAUCGCUAAUACAGUACAAGUCAGUGUAGUUCAACGCCUCUCUGUGGGAGGUGAUAGUUCUCGAGAUAUUGAUGAGCCAACACAAGUUGUUGUUGGAAAACCAGAUGUUAAUUCUGACGUUAUUUUCAAUGUCAUUCCAGGCCAAACACGUCUAUCCUUGGGUUUAAGAGACAAAUCACUUGCUGAGGAACUAGGCUUUUCAACAAAUAAAUUUCUUGGAACUGUGGGGGAAUUGAAUGUGGAUGGAGUGAAUGUACCUCUUUGGGUGUUUUCCAAAACCGAAGGAAUGUGUGAGGGGGCGACUGGGCCACCAAUGAAAACAGCCACUGGACAUUUCUUCCGCAAUGGCUUUGCCCAAAUACGCUUUCCAGUGGCCGAAAGGAGCAGUUCCAUGCUUGCUGUUCAAUUCAGUGCUUACUCUCCUAACGGUCUUCUCUACUUUAGAGGAAGUCCAACAAGUGGAGAAUUUAUUGGACUUGAAUUGCACGAAGGUGCAGUUUCCCUAAAAGCUGAUUUUGGGCCACAAGCAAAAAUAGCUCUUCAAUUGAACGGGACGAACUAUGCAGAUGGGAGGGCACAUAAAGUUAGAGUAAUUAGAAGAGAUGGAGAAGUGCAUUUACAGGCCGAUCCAGAAGCGGACCACAUCUCUAUAGCCUUAGAUGACAGCAAAGCUUUACUUGACAUUACAGAGUCUGACCAUUUUGUUGGCGGAGUACCUCCCGACUUCCCAACAGCUCAUUUCCUUCAAGACCAUGACCUCAACUUUGAAGGCUUCUUUGGGUGUAUUCACUCAGUUCGGCCAAAUCAACUUUCGGAACUUGAUUUGGAUAAUCCUUUGAGAGCACAACGAAAAGAAGCGGGUUGUAGAUAUCAAGAGGAGAGGCUUAGCACUUCUGAAAGAAUUAUUGGAUUUCAAGGAAUUGAUGGUGGCUUCCUCAAAACCCGUGGAAUCUUAUUAGAUUCUGAUUCAACCUUCUCUUUCAAUUUUCGCACAAAAAGUUUGAAUGCUAUUUUGCUCUAUCAAUCAGCAGAUUUACAAAAAUUGGAACAACAACGGAGAGCUAAAAGAAGGAGGAGGACAAUGGGAGAAAAAGAGAAAUUAGAAGAGAUUAGUUGGAGAGAACGAAGGGGUGUCCUUACAAAUCCGAACGAUCAAUCAUUUUUGGCCUUUUACCUAAUUGAUGGACGUUUAACUAUACAUUUGGGGACAGACUCCGAGGAACGUGUAAAACGCCCAGUUAUUAGUUCAACGCAAACUUAUUCUGAUGGAUUGCUGCAUUCUGUGUUUCUCUCUCGUAUGGGGAAAGAAAUCCAAGUUCGUAUAAACGACAGAGAAGUUCUAGCCACAAUACUAGAUGAUGAACGUUCUAUUGGAGGAGACCGAUGGAAUAUGUUAUUGGGUGGAGUACCUUCAAGGUUGCAAAGUUUAAUUCAAGAUUCUGAAUUGGGAACUGUAGAAUCGUUGGCUGGAUGUCUUUCUGAUUUUCAGUUGGAUUAUGAGUAUGUUGAUGAAAAACCGUUCAAAAUUCCUUUUUUAAUUUUAGACGUUUACCAAUAAUU
Meloidogyne enterolobii is the source of this 5612-nucleotide messenger RNA. The record is from the annotation of a GenBank genome assembly. Lineage: Eukaryota; Metazoa; Nematoda; Chromadorea; Rhabditida; Meloidogynidae.